AUGUUCACCUCCAAACCUCCACCCUCACGCCUCCUCACCCUCCCCGCCGAAAUCCGCACCCUCAUCUUCGAAUUCGCCUUGACAUCCUCUUCCAAACCCACCGUAACCUUCCGCCUCGACCCCUACCAACUCGACACCUACACGCCCGCCGUCCAACCGCCCCUAACGCGGGUAUCCCGGCAACUCCGCGAGGAAACCCUGCCCAUCUACUACGAACUCACGCCCUUCAUCCUGCACUCGGAAGCGCCCAAAGCCGAUGAUGCUCUACGCUGGCUGCGCUGCAACGAGGCGUACCUCCCCCUGUUGCGGAGACUGACGUUUUGGAUCCGGUACGUGCCGGCGAGGGGGAGUGCGGGGGUGGGGGCUUUUGGGGUGGGGAUUGGAAGGGCGAGGAAGGGGGGUGAGUGGGCGGUUGAGGAGGAGUGGAGGUGGAUUACGGUUGUGAGGCGGCCCGGGGAUGUGGAGGGGGAUGCGAAGGUUUUGCUUGGGAGGAUGGGGGUGGUAUUGAAGGAGGGCGGGUUGGGGGAGGGUGCGGGGCCGGAGGAGUUUGUGGGGUUUAUGGAGAGGGUUAGGGGCGAGUAUGUUAGGGGGAAGAUGGGGUGA
Molecule: messenger RNA, 603 nt
Organism: Zasmidium cellare ATCC 36951
Lineage: Eukaryota; Fungi; Ascomycota; Dothideomycetes; Mycosphaerellales; Mycosphaerellaceae
Exons: 1
Coding region: 1-603 (200 amino acids)
Source: RefSeq, a predicted model, not a curated record